CCAGUCUAUAUUGCUGAGACAGAAACUCAGAGAACAGCAAGAAGAAUGAAUGCUUCUCUGGUAAAUGCUCCCCAGGGUCUGUUAACAUUCAAGGAUGUGGCUGUGGACUUCUCACAGGACGAAUGGGAAUAUCUUGACCGUGCUCAGAGGGCACUGUAUGUGGAUGUGAUGUUAGAGAAUUACAAAAAUCUCUUUUUUGUGGAGAGUCAUCGCUUAACUCAUAAAUAUGAGAACAUCUUGGGUGAAGACAUACAGUGUAUUGUCCACGAGCAUGUGAAUCUCCAGUCUUAUAAAUGUCAUGAACUUGGAAAACUUAUUCAUGAAUCCACCCAAAGUACAUCUUAUAAAGCUAGUCAUAAAAAUAUAUCUCUUGAAUCAUCAUAUGUAAACAGACAUGGUUCUAUAAACACCAAAGAACCUUGCAGAUGUAAAAACUGUGUAAACUGUUUAAAUUUGUGUUCUAUCAUUAGUCUUUAUCAAGGAAUCCACAUAGGACAAAAAGAACACAAGACAGAGCUUGAUAAGGCUUUUGACACUAAACAUGAACUCAUGCUUAAACAAACCAAUAGUGGAAAUAAACCUUACAAAUGCAGUAAAUGUGACAAAUGCUUCACCCGUAAAGGAGAUCUUUGGAGUCAUCAGAGAAUUCAUACAGGAGAGAAACCUUACAAAUGUAGUGAAUGUGACAAAUGCUUUACCCGCAAAGGAGACGUUAUUAUUCAUGAGAGAAUUCAUACAGGAGAGAAACCUUACAAAUGUAGUGAAUGUGGCAAAUGCUUUACCCACAAAGGUGGUCUUAGAAGUCAUCAAAGAAUUCAUACAGGAGGGAAGCCUUACAAAUGUUGUGAAUGUAUCAAAUCUUUUAACCGGAAACGCAAUCUUAGAAUUCAUCAGAGAAUUCAUACAGGAGAGAAACCUUACAAAUGUACUGAAUGCACCAAAUGCUUUACACGCAAAGGAGAUCUUAUUAUUCACCAUAGAAUUCAUACAGGAGAGAAACCUUACAAAUGUAAUGAAUGUGAAAAAUGCUUUACUGUCAAAAGUGACCUUGGAAUUCAUCAACGGAUUCAUACAGGAGGGAAACCUUACAAAUGUAGUGAAUGUGUCAAAUCUUUUACACAGAAAGGCAAUCUUAGAAGACAUCAGAGAAUUCAUACCGGAGAGAAACCUUACAAAUGUAGUGAAUGUAACAAAUGUUUCACCCAGAAAGACAUUCUUAGAAGACAUCAGAGAAUUCAUACAGGUGAAAAACCUUACAAAUGUAGUGAAUGUGAGAAAUGUUUCACCCAGAAAGGCGAUCUUAGAAGACAUCAGAGAAUUCAUACAGGAGAGAAACCUUAUAAGUGUAAUGAAUGUGACAAAUGUUUUACCCUGAAAAGUGAGCUUAGAAUUCAUCAGCGAAUUCAUAUAGGAGGUAAAUUAUACAAUUGUAGUGAAUGCGACAAAUGUUUUACCCAAAAAUGCAGUCUUGGUAUUCAUCAGAAAACACAUGCAGCAGAGAAACCGUAUAAAUAUGGUGAAUGUGAUAAAUUCCUAACCCAGAAAUGUAAUCUUAACAUUCAUCAGAGAAUGCAUACAGUAGAGAAACACUACAAAUUAGGUGAGUGAGACAAAUCUGUUACAAAGAAAAAUCAUUUUAGAAGUCAUCAGAGAGUAUGUACAGGAGAGACACCUUACAAAUGUAGUAAAUUUGCAAAUCCUUCACUGUUGACUUAUCUCUUAGAAGACAUCAGAGAAUACAUAGAGGAGAGAAACCAUACAGAAACUCUGUUUCAAGAAAAUUCUUUUCCAGAAUCUCAGGUCUAAAAAAAUUAUCUUGUAUUCAUGGUGGGAACAAAGUUUUCACUUUGAAAAGUCUGGUAUAUGCUUUAUGCAUGCAGUAUUUUUGUGGCACUUCAGGCUCUGUACAAGAGAAUUGUUAUGAACUAAAGAAACUUGUGAAAACUUUUAUGUAAAUGUUCAAAUCUUAUUAACUAUCAAGCACUUAUGCUAAGAGAACCUCCUGAAAUGUGACAAUGAAUGAAAUUUUUCUUUAAAUCUUUUUACUUGUUCACUCUUCAAAUAAUUCAUAAUAAAAUCCAAGUGGAAAAGCCAGAAAAAUGUGAUAUUCUAUAAUAGUUCCUUGGAAACUGAAAUAUCCAUUGCAAAGGGAAUUACUCACUGAUUAAGAUUGGUAAUACUCCUCUCAAAAUAAUGACACCAAUAGCAUUCUGUAUGUCUAAUUCAAAUGAAAAAAACCUCAUACUACUUAAAAGACAAUAUGACAAACUAAGCCACAAAGAUAGGAUGUUCUUUAUCCUGUAGGUGUGCUUACAGAUAUGCAGUUUCCUCCAAAUGUCCGGUAUUCAUAAUCUGUAUCAUAUGCUGGUUUCAAGUUUUAGGAUAGCAACUAUGUUUAAAUAUUUUGGCUUUGACCACUAACUCCUUGCCCAUACUCCUGUGUGUAACUCCAAUAAAUCUCAUUGAUUCAACAA
Mus pahari (shrew mouse) is the source of this 2474-nucleotide messenger RNA. Its product is annotated as zinc finger protein 501-like. Bases 46 to 1608 code for a protein of 520 amino acids. Gene Ontology annotation, molecular function: DNA-binding transcription activator activity, RNA polymerase II-specific; RNA polymerase II cis-regulatory region sequence-specific DNA binding. Gene Ontology annotation, biological process: regulation of transcription by RNA polymerase II. NCBI's taxonomy places the organism in Eukaryota, Metazoa, Chordata, Mammalia, Rodentia, Muridae. The transcript is spliced from 3 exons. Gene Ontology annotation, cellular component: nucleus. The record is from RefSeq and is a predicted model, not a curated record.